This is a messenger RNA of Ilex paraguariensis (yerba mate), 1257 nucleotides long. The record is from the annotation of a GenBank genome assembly. NCBI's taxonomy places the organism in Eukaryota, Viridiplantae, Streptophyta, Magnoliopsida, Aquifoliales, Aquifoliaceae.
AUGGCUUUAAAGGGUAGGGACGUAAUUGGCAUUGCUGAGACUGGUUCUGGAAAGACGCUGGCUUAUUUGCUUCCUGCUUUGAUUCAUGUCAGUGCACAGCCUCGUCUGCGUAAGUAUUGUUUUACAGUUCUGUAUGGAUUGCCAUCGUUUUUAUCUUCAAGUAGUCUUAUAAGUUGUCUCCUUAUUGUUAAUAAUACAGUACAAGGUGAAGGUCCUAUUGUGCUAGUAUUGGCACCUACCAGAGAAUUGGCAGUUCAGAUUCAAGAAGAAACUCUGAAAUUUGGAUCUCGUGCGAAUAUAAGGAGUACUUGCAUUUAUGGCGGUGCCCCAAAAGGACCACAGAUUCGUGAUCUUCAAAGAGGUGUUGAAAUUGUUAUAGCUACUCCUGGGCGAUUGAUAGAUAUGUUGGAAGCUCAGCGCACAAACUUGAAAAGAGUGACUUAUCUUGUGUUGGAUGAGGCUGAUCGAAUGUUGGAUAUGGGGUUUGAGCCUCAAAUCCGCAAAAUUGUUGCCCAAAUCCGACCAGAUAGACAGACAUUGUACUGGAGUGCCACAUGGCCAAGAGAGGUGGAGACUCUAGCUAGGCAGUUUUUGCGCAAUCCAUAUAAGGUACUCAUUGGGUCCCCUGAUCUGAAAGCAAACCAGUCUAUAAACCAAAUUGUUGAAAUAAUGACAGAGGUGGAGAAGUACAACAGGUUGAUCAGACUUCUCAAAGAACUGAUGGAUGGAAGCCGGAUUUUAAUAUUUUUGGAGACAAAAAAGGGAUGCGAUCAAGUCACAACACAGCUGAGAAUGGAUGGGUGGCCAGCUUUAUCCAUCCAUGGUGAUAAAAGCCAAGAUGAAAGGGAUUGGGUCCUGGCUGAGUUUAAAAGUGGCAGGAGUUCUAUAAUGACUGCCACUGAUGUUGCGGCACGUGGUCUUGAUGUGAAGGAUAUAAAAUGCGUGAUCAAUUAUGAUUUUCCAUCAAGUCUUGAGGAUUAUGUCCAUAGGAUUGGCCGAACUGGUCGUGCAGGAGCUAAGGGAACUGCCUUCACGUUUUUCACCCAUGCAAAUGCUAAGUAUGCUAGAGCUCUCAUUAAAAUUCUGCAAGAAGCAGGGCAAAUUGUUCCUCCUGCAUUGUCUGCGUUGGCCCGGUCAAGUGGUUAUGGCCUUGGAGCUUCUGGGGGCAACUUCCGCUCCAGAGGAAGGGGAGGUUUUGGCAACAGGUCGAUUUCAGGAUCUAACACUGUUCCUCUUGGUGGAAGGAGGCCUUGGUAG